Messenger RNA from Phyllopteryx taeniolatus (common seadragon), 953 nucleotides. It is a transcript of the gene glo1, whose product is annotated as glyoxalase 1. Lineage: Eukaryota; Metazoa; Chordata; Actinopteri; Syngnathiformes; Syngnathidae. The coding region runs from base 130 to 672 and encodes 180 amino acids. Gene Ontology annotation, molecular function: metal ion binding; lactoylglutathione lyase activity. The transcript has 6 exons. The record is from RefSeq and is a predicted model, not a curated record.
CCUUUGUGGGUUUGACAGGGAAACAGGCAAUCAGAGCGAGCGAGUGUCUCCACCCCGCCGAAGGCUGCAGAGUCGACGAACACACUUUAAUAUGUCACCCAGGUACUGAGUUGAGCUCCCCAAGACAAAAUGAGCGACAAAGGUCUAUCGGACGAGUUGGUGGCGGCGGCAUGUAAGGAUGGAGACUCAAUUACCAAGGAUUUCAUGAUGCAGCAGACGAUGCUGCGGGUGAAAGAUCCAGUUAAAUCCUUGGAUUUCUACACCAGGAUCCUUGGCAUGACGCUGCUGCAGAGGUUUGACUUCCCCUCCAUGCGCUUCUCCCUCUUCUUCCUGGGCUAUGAGGACAAGAAUGAGAUCCCCGCCGACGUCAAGGAGAGGACGUCCUGGACUUUCUCCCGCAGGGCCACCAUAGAGUUGACGCAUAACUGGGGUUCGGAGUCAGAUGAAAGCCAGGCGUACCACAACGGAAACUCUGAUCCACGUGGCUUUGGCCACAUCGGCAUCGCGGUGCCGGACGUCAACAAGGCUUGCAAGCUGUUUGAAGAGCAAGGUGUUACCUUCGUCAAGAAACCCGAUGACGGUAAAAUGAAAGGACUGGCCUUCAUCCAGGACCCUGACGGCUACUGGAUUGAGAUCCUGAGUCCCAACAAUAUGACUUCCAUCACCUCAUAAAAAAGGGAUAAGAGGAGCAUUGCGCUUUUAGGGAGGCUCUUGGUUGUGGAGCACAGUGUGGGAAAAUUAUGAAAACGUCAAGUUAGCGGCAUUUAAGCUGCUCCACCAUGGGACAUUUAGAGUAAACCAAUAAACCUUUUUGUUCUGAAAUAACUUUAUUGUGUGUGAAAGCACAGUAGUUGCGAUAUGGUGCUGUAUGUAAUAAAUGUGAGAGCUGGCGUUCAAAUGCAAGUGAGAGCGUUUUCCUCUGGUGCUUUUCAAAAUAAAAUCAUUUACUGCAA